Molecule: messenger RNA, 854 nt
Organism: Papaver somniferum (opium poppy)
Lineage: Eukaryota; Viridiplantae; Streptophyta; Magnoliopsida; Ranunculales; Papaveraceae
Product: MADS-box transcription factor 51-like
Exons: 1
Coding region: 164-763 (199 amino acids)
Biological process (GO): regulation of transcription by RNA polymerase II
Molecular function (GO): DNA-binding transcription factor activity, RNA polymerase II-specific; protein dimerization activity; RNA polymerase II cis-regulatory region sequence-specific DNA binding
Source: RefSeq, a predicted model, not a curated record
CAACAACAUUAUCUCCGUUCACUCUGCUCAUCAGUUCAAAAUUAGGGAUUUUGUUCGAGUGGGUUUUUUCUGUCACUUCUUCUUAAUCUAGGGCUAAAUCCUGAUUGCGAUUUGACUUGAUCUGAUUUGAUUUGUAAUUUAGGGCUAAAUCUUGAUUGUAGUUAUGGGUAAGAGAAGGAUUGAGAUCAAGAAGAUUGAAGAUAGAAAGAAGAGAAACGUAGCAUUCACUAAGAGACGCCAUGGCCUGUUCAAGAAAGCAGCUGAUCUAUGUCAACUUACUGGUGCUGAUAUUUCACUGUUAGUAAUCUCACCUGGUGGUAACCCCUACAGUUUUUCUUCUUCUUCUAUUUCUUUGAAUGAUCUACAUUAUAGGUUAAGCAAUGCCAUUAAUGUUAAAGAAGAAAAAGUUGCUGAUGAUGAGACAACUAGGGUUACUGAUGAUGGGUUUUGGUGGAAUAACCUAAACCCAGAAGAAAUUGAUAGUAUUGAAAAGUUAACGGCUGUAAGAAAUCAAUUACUUGAUGUGAAAGAGAAGGUUGCACAGAGAAAGCAAGAGUUGCUAGCAGCAGCAGCAAAACCAAUUGAUAUUGCUACCUCUACUUCUACAACUACUACUUGUACUGUUGUAGAGAAGAUGAAGGAGGAUUCUUCUCUGUUGGAGGAUGAUUUGGGAAUGUUAUUAUCAGAUUGCUAUGACGAUGCUCAGAAUUGGUUGCCCUCUAUUGAAAGUUUACAUAAUUUUGAGAGUUGGUUGUUGAACUGAAUUUUUGAAGGUUUUAGAUGGAAUUUACAAUUAUUGAACAGAUUCAUUGAUUAUUUAGCUGUUUUUGUUUAUACUUAUUGUUAUUAGUAAG